This is a messenger RNA of Penicillium waksmanii, 2370 nucleotides long. RefSeq lists its product as uncharacterized. Gene Ontology annotation, molecular function: zinc ion binding; DNA binding; DNA-binding transcription factor activity, RNA polymerase II-specific. Bases 1 to 2370 code for a protein of 789 amino acids. The transcript has 3 exons. Gene Ontology annotation, biological process: DNA-templated transcription; regulation of DNA-templated transcription. NCBI's taxonomy places the organism in Eukaryota, Fungi, Ascomycota, Eurotiomycetes, Eurotiales, Aspergillaceae. The record is from RefSeq and is a predicted model, not a curated record.
AUGUCCGAUCGUGUCGCCAUCCCUCGAUUGCUAAACACGAACAUAAGGCACAAGCCAGGUCGUACCGGGAGAGCCUGCGACGAGUGUCGGUCACGUAAAGCGAAAUGCGACGGCAUCAAACCAACAUGCUCUUUUUGUGUUAAGCAGCAGACAACAUGCAAUUAUUCAGAGCCGAAGAGAAAACGCGAAAAAACUGAGUUGGGAUUGGCGAGGAACAGAGCCGACGGUUUCGAAAGGGUGCUUCGAGAAAUCUUGGACGAAGUUGAUGUUCCUGUCUCGAAGAAGAUAAAGAGAGUACUAAAACUUUCAUCCUUGAGUCAAGAAGCUCACAAGAGUUCGAGCUUCUCUUCUGUUCCAUCCUCGCCAUCCUCUGUUGGCUCCCUAGAUGCCGUCGAUGUGCUUGACGAAGAUCUUAAUCGGAGUCAAGAUAGCAGAGCAAUAGGGUACCUCGGGGGAAGCUCAGAGAUUUCCUGGAUGCGCAGCUUAGAAAUGAAAUCUGCUGGCUCGUCCAACAAUGAGCAGAAUUCGGAAACCAGUCACAACUGGCCACCUUCGCGAACUGCUCCCACCACAUCGAUGAAUUAUCAUGUCGAACCAGCUGCUUAUCCAGCAGAAGAUGUUGACAACGUCUAUGCUCUACCGGAGAAAUUAUCCGCAGAGCGACUCCUAUCAAUAUACAUGGACAGUGUUCAGCCAUCCCUACCGAUUAUUCGAUCAGAUCUUUUCAAGGAUCAGUUUGAUUCCUUCAUUUCAGGACGCUCGGGUCAUCCUGGGAGAAAAUGGCUGGCCGUGCUCAACUUGGUUUUUGCCAUCAGCACGAAGCUAUGCCAGCAUUCUGGCCAAGACACUCAAAAUAUGGGUCACCAAUUCUUUUCCCGGGCGCAAAUGUUGAACAUCUCCGAAAGUAUUGUAGAGGAUCAUGAAGAUCUACAACAGGUCCAGCUUGAGACUCUCGCGGCUUUUUAUCUCAUGAUUUCCUCACAUGUCAAUAGGGCAUGGAAGAUGAUCGGCAUAGCCACUCGCUCCAGUAUUUCAUUGGGCCUUCACCUGCGAGCAACGCAUAAUGAUUUGAACGCAGAAGCGCUCGAAGCCCGGCAUAGACUCUUCUGGUCAAUCUUCAGCCUGGAAAAUCUUCUUUCUGACAUGACAGGACGCGCCUCCGGAUUGAGUAGUAUUUACUGCUCAGCACCUCCGCCACUCGCAUCAAGAGAUAUGUGCCCCUUCACCAACGGCACACCAAACGGCCAGAUAGACCCAGCUUCCAAAAGUCCACCGAUGAAUUGGACAAUGGAUCAAGAACACAAUCACCUGAAAGCUCAGCGCGACCUCACAAGAAAAAUGGAAGCCACUCACGAGCUGUAUUUCUUCUGUCUUGUCGACAUAACGUCCAUCUCACAUACUGCAUCGGCUAGUGUGUAUAAUAGAGAAGCGCUCAAGAUAGGCUGGAGUGAGAUUGAGAGUCGAAUCGAUUUUUACAAUAGAGUGAUGCUUGACUGGCUCUCUGGUUUACCAGAUUGCCUCGAAUUUGAUAAAUUGAAUACCGUCCCAGUCCUCUCUCCUCGACAAGCUUAUGGGGCUUCUUUGGCAUUACACUAUCACAGUGCACGAAUCCUUCUCAACAGACCAUGUGUCACUCGACAGAAGGGUGGGAAAAGCUUUAAGGGACACCUCUCCCGCGCGAGGAAGGAUAUCGAAAUGACUUGUUUACAAUCCGCUCUGGCAAUACUUUCUAUUUUUCCAGAAGAGCCGAGCACGAGCUGGUUCCGAUGUGUCGCUUGGUGGAAUAUUCUUCAUUUUCUCGUCCAAAGCACCACCAUAUUUCUCAUUAAUCUCUCCUACCUGGAAUCCACGAAAUCACAAGGUUCAAGCCCCACCAGCGAUGCAAGAACCGACCAGUUUUCAACCUUGCCUUCAACGAUGACCAACCCCGACACUAUUGUAGCAGCUACCAGAAAGGCGUUACUGUGGUUAUCCCACCUGGGCAUGACAGACGCAUCGGCCCGAAGAGCGUUUAACCUCUGUAGUAACUGCAUCCGUCGCAUGGAUUUGGGAUAUACGGACCUUGCUAGCCCUACUAGAACGAACUAUCCCUCCGAGUCGCCUCGUCUCGAUGUACCCACCGACCAGUCACACCAGCAAUACCGCAGCAAGCAAAAUGUGUCGCAUUCGCGGUUUUUUGGCUCUAGAAGCUUCGGGUUCGAUGGAAAAUUUGAUACAGCCUCUUCGCCCGCAAAAUCGAAAGUUAAAGAAGAACCGGGACUUAUACAACCCUUGAUUGGAACACUUGCAGUGGAUGUUGACAUGUCUGACUACAUUCCCAACCUGGAGUCUGCAACUUUGGACGAUGUUUUGCAGUGUCUUGCAGCAUGA